This is a messenger RNA of Oncorhynchus masou masou (cherry salmon), 3672 nucleotides long. RefSeq names its product magnesium transporter protein 1-like. Lineage: Eukaryota; Metazoa; Chordata; Actinopteri; Salmoniformes; Salmonidae. Gene Ontology annotation, cellular component: oligosaccharyltransferase complex. The record is from RefSeq and is a predicted model, not a curated record. The coding region runs from base 74 to 1069 and encodes 331 amino acids. The transcript is spliced from 10 exons.
UCGACCAAUCGGAAUGUUACAGAGAAUCCUUCAAUCCGUGGUCAGUCGAUUGACGGAAGCGCCUCUGUGAAAGAUGAUUAAAAUGUAUCUAAAAGUUUUGUAUGCGUUGUUGUUGAUGUUGAGUUUCUAUGGAAUCCCUUCAACCGGACAGAAGAAAAAGGAGACUCUACUCUCUGAGAAGGUGGGUCAGCUUAUGGACUGGACAGGGAAGAGAGCUGUGAUCCGUAUGAACGGGGAGAAGUUUCGUCGCUUUGUGAAGGCUCCUCCCAGGAACUACUCUGUGGUCAUCAUGUUCACCGCCCUGCAGCCACAGAGACAGUGUGGCGUCUGCAAACAGGCUGACGAGGAGUACCAGAUCCUAGCUAAUUCCUGGCGUUACUCCAGUGCCUUCACCAACAAGGUCUUCUUCGCUACCGUCGACUUUGAUGAAGGAUCUGACGUCUUUCAGAUGUUGAAUAUGAACUCGGCUCCCUCCUUCAUCCAUUUUCCUGCUAAAGGGAAGCCUAAGAAGUCUGACUCCUAUGAGCUGCAGGUCAGAGGCUUCGCUGCAGAACAACUGGCCCGCUGGGUCGGGGACCGCACUGACGUACAGAUCCGUGUGAUCCGUCCUCCUAACUAUGCGGGGCCGUUGAUGCUGGGAUUCCUGCUGGCAGUGAUAGGAGGACUGGCUUACCUCCGCAGAAACAACCUGGAAUUCCUCUACAACAAGAACGUCUGGGCCUUCUCUGCUCUGUGUUUCUGCCUGAUCAUGACUUCAGGUCAGAUGUGGAACCACAUUAGAGGACCUCCCUACGCCCACAAGAACCCCACCACUGGACAAGUGAGUUACAUCCACGGCAGCAGUCAGGCCCAGUUUGUAGCAGAAACUCACAUCGUGCUGCUCUUCAACUCUGCUGUUACCAUGGGAAUGGUGCUGUUGCACGAGGCGGCCACUUCAGAUAUGGAUAUUGGCAAGAGGAAAAUCAUGUGUGUAGCAGGGAUCGGUCUGGUGAUGCUCUUCUUCAGUUGGCUGCUGUCCAUCUUUAGAGCUAAAUACCAUGGAUACCCUUACAGUUUCCUGUUGAGUUAGAGAGCUGGGAGGAAGAAGCCUGGAUGCUCCAUAGUGCCUCGGACGCCUCACAGACCAGAACACUGUUCAUCUGGGGUUAUCUCCUCUUCUGUUGCUGGAAACUACCAGGAAGACAUUGUUUACAUUGACAUUCACAAAGUUCACAAUGUCUUUUUAUUAAUAAAUACUGUACAUGAAUAUAAACGUAAUCCAUUAAAUGUAGAUAUGAAGGUGACCAUUGACAGCAGCAGCAGACGGGUCAUAACAGUUAGUCAGUGUUCAACAUAGUGGUGAGAUGGAAGGAGGGGAGAGGCAUAAGGAUGUUCAAUCUACAUGGAGGAGGGUAGGGGCAUAAGGAUGUUCUAUCUACAUAGGGUAGGGGCAUAAGGAUGUUCAAUCUACAUGGAGGAGGGGGUUAAGGAUGUUCUAUCUACAUGGAGGAGGGGGGUUAAGGAUGUUCUAUCUACAUGGAGGAGGGGGGGUUAAGGAUGUUCUAUCUACAUAGGGUAGGGGCAUAAGAAUGUUCUAUCUACAUGGAGGAGGGGGGUUAAGGAUGUUCUAUCUACAUGGAGGAGGGGGGGUUAAGGAUGUUCUAUCUACAUAGAGUAGGGGCAUAAGGAUGUUCUAUCUACAUGGAGGAGGGCGGUUAAGGAUGUUCUAUCUACAUGGAGGAGGGGGGUUAAGGAUGUUCUAUCUACAUGGAGGAGGGGGGGUUAAGGAUGUUCUAUCUACAUAGAGUAGGGGCAUAAGGAUGUUCUAUCUACAUGGAGGAGGGGGGUUAAGGAUGUUCUAUCUACAUGGAGGAGGGGGGUUAAGGAUGUUCUAUCUACAUAGAGUAGGGGCAUAAGGAUGUUCUAUCUACAUGGAGGAGGGGGUUAAGGAUGUUCUAUCUACAUGGAGGAGGGGGGUUAAGGAUGUUCUAUCUACAUUGAGGAGGGGAGGGGCAUAAGGAUGUUCUAUCUACAUGGAGGAGGGGGGUUAAGGAUGUUCUAUCUACAUGGAGGAGGGGGUUUAAGGAUGUUCUAUCUACAUGGAGGAGGGGGGUUAAGGAUGUUCUAUCUACAUAGAGGAGGGGAGGGGCAUAAGGAUAUUCUAUCUACAUAGAGGAGGGGAGGGGCAUAAGGAUGUUCUAUCUACAUAGAGUAGGGGCAUAAGAAUGUUCUAUCUACAUAGAGGGGAGGGGCAUAAGGAUGUUCUAUCUACAUGGAGGAGGGGGGUUAAGGAUGUUCUAUCUACAUGGAGGAGGGGGUUAAGGAUGUUCUAUCUACAUGGAGGAUGGGGCAUAAGAAUGUUCUAUCUACAUAGAACAUCCUUAUGCCCCUCCCCUCUAUCUACAUAGAGGGGAGGGGGGAUAAUGAUGUAAUAUCUACAUAGAGGGGAGGGGGAAUAAUGGUGUAAUAUCUACAUAGAGGGGAGCGGGGAUAGUGUUGUAAUAUCUACAUAGAGGGGAGGGGGAUUAAUGAUGUAAUAUCUACAUAGAGGGGAGGGGGGGAUACUGAUGUAAUAUCUACAUAGGGGGGGGGGGUAAUGAUGUAAUAUCUACAUAGAACAUCCUUAUCCCCCCCUAUCUACAUAGUGGAGGAGGGGAGGGGGAAUAUGGAUGUUAUAUCUACAUAGAGGAGGGGGGAUAAGAAUGUUUUAUCUACAUGGAGGUGGGUAGGGUGGAUAAGGACGUUCUAUCUUCAUAGAGGAGGGGAGAUAAGAAUGUUCUAUCUACAUAGAGGAGGGGUGUUAAGGAUGUUCUAUCUACAUGGAGGAGGGGAGGGGGGAUAAGAAUGUUCUAUCUACAUAGAGGAGGGGGGAUAAGGAUGUUCUAUCUACAUAGAGGAGGGGGGAUAAGGAUGUUCUAUCUACAUAGUGGAGGGGUGUUAAGGAUGUUCUAUCUACAUGGAGGAGGGGAGGGGGGAUUAGAAUGUUCUAUCUACAUAGAGGAGGGGGGAUAAGGAUGUUCUAUCUACAUGAAGGAGGGGAGGGGGUAUAAGGACGUUCUAUCUACAUAGAGGAGGGGGGAUAAGGAUGUUCUAUCUACAUAGUGGAGGGGAGAUAAGGAUGUUCUAUCUACAUAGUGGAGGGGAGAUAAGGAUGUUCUAUCUACAUAGUGGAGGGGAUAAAGUUGCUAUAUCUGCAUAGAGGAAAUGGGGGAGGGGAUAUUGAUCUGCAGUGUUUGAGAGAAUGGAAAGGGUCUGUAACUGAGUGUUGGGGUUAGAGAACAGAGAGGUUCUGUAACUGAGUGUUGGGGUUAGAGAACGGAGAGGGUCUGUAACUGAGUGUUGGGGUUAGAGAACGGAGAGGGUCUGAGUGUUGGGGUUAGAGAACGGAGAGGGUCUGUAACUCGGUGUUGGGGUUAGAGAACGGAGAGGGUCUGUAACUGAGUGUUGGGGUUAGAGAACGGAGAGGGUCUGUAACUGAGUGUUGGGGUUAGAGAACGGAGAGGGUCUAACUGAGUGUUGGGGUUAGAGAACGGAGAGGGUCUGUAACUCGGUGUUGGGGUUAGAGAACGGAGAGGGUCUGUAACUGAGUGUUGGUGUAUGGAGGGUUAUGUGAUAUCUGACUGAGCUGCUGUAUGUCUCUGUCUGUCUCAGGUGGUGAUGAUGCUUGUUGCCAUUAAAGUGCCUUAAUGACUA